Suncus etruscus (white-toothed pygmy shrew) is the source of this 289-nucleotide messenger RNA. Its product is annotated as 40S ribosomal protein S27. Gene Ontology annotation, molecular function: structural constituent of ribosome; RNA binding. The record is from RefSeq and is a predicted model, not a curated record. Gene Ontology annotation, biological process: translation; ribosomal small subunit assembly. NCBI's taxonomy places the organism in Eukaryota, Metazoa, Chordata, Mammalia, Eulipotyphla, Soricidae. Bases 29 to 283 code for a protein of 84 amino acids. The transcript has a single exon. Gene Ontology annotation, cellular component: cytosolic small ribosomal subunit; ribosome.
CGGCGGUGACGGCCUCCCCCUUGAGAAGAUGCCUCUCGCCAAGGAUCUCCUUCACCCCUCUCCGGAGGAGGAGAAGCGGAAGCACAAGAAGAAGCGGCUGGUGCAGAGCCCCAACUCCUACUUCAUGGACGUCAAAUGCCCAGGAUGCUAUAAGAUCACCACCGUCUUCAGCCAUGCACAGACGGUAGUUUUGUGUGUGGGCUGCUCUACUGUCCUCUGCCAGCCUACAGGAGGAAAAGCAAGGCUUACAGAAGGGUGCUCCUUCAGACGGAAGCAGCACUAAACUCCC